Myxocyprinus asiaticus (Chinese sucker) is the source of this 6706-nucleotide messenger RNA. Its product is annotated as BAG family molecular chaperone regulator 5-like. Gene Ontology annotation, cellular component: nucleus; membrane; cytosol. Gene Ontology annotation, biological process: protein stabilization; regulation of inclusion body assembly; negative regulation of protein ubiquitination. The transcript has 5 exons. The record is from RefSeq and is a predicted model, not a curated record. The coding region runs from base 77 to 1573 and encodes 498 amino acids. Gene Ontology annotation, molecular function: protein-folding chaperone binding; adenyl-nucleotide exchange factor activity. NCBI's taxonomy places the organism in Eukaryota, Metazoa, Chordata, Actinopteri, Cypriniformes, Catostomidae.
AUCCAGAAAUUACUGGACUGUUGCCACGCUCGGAUUAUUACAGUAGUGUAAUUGAUGGAAACGGAGCUCGCGAGACAUGUGCGCGAACGUUUUCGGCGCGUUGAAAAGCCUGUUUGGGAAACCCUUUGAUGGUGGGAAGAGGACAAUGGAUCAUGGCAGUCAGCAGCCGCAGACUCAACAGAUGUCAGGACCUUUUCCAGGACCCUUUCCAGGUUAUGGAGGGCCCCAGGGCCCGUACCCUGGCCAGCACCCAGCCCUGAUACGGCUGGAUGAAGUGCAGAAGGAGAUUGCCAGUCUGGGGCCUCAGGUGUGCUCUUUCAGUGGCCUGCAGAGCGACAGAGAAUACAAACGACUGGAGCGAGAGCUGACCAGACUACUACUAGAGGUCGAUAAGGUGGAGACGGAGGGCCGGCCGGAGCUCCAGCAGCCUCGGAAGCGUGCAGCAGGAGAGGUGGAGGGUCUGCUUCGGUACUUGGAGGGCAACGCUACGCAUCCAUCACGGCUGGCCAUUGAGGAGCUGACCCAGGAGGCACAGAGGCUGCUACAUGAGGGGGUUGUGUUGCCGUUCCGGCAAGGCUUGGCUCUAGAUGCAUUUGAGAUAAGUGAGGAGCUAGUGGAGGCUGUGCAGGAUGUGGCCAUGCGGCUGGCUCAGGUGAAGACAGGUGGUAGCGUACCGCUCCGUAAGGCACGUUACAAGGCACUGACGCGGGUCUGUGCUGUACAAGAAAUACUGGAGGGUCGUGUACGCACUCAUACACUGGCACUACCGCUGUCUGAUGACACACAUGAGGCCGUGCAGCGUAUUAAUCAAGUCAUGGCGCAGGUGAGUGGUGCCCGGUGUCAGGAAGUGGCUCUGCUGAUGGGUCUCAGUGGACGUGACAGCUGUGCCCACCUGGCACGAAUCCUUACAGAGCUGCUGGUGGAACUGGAUGCCCUGGAUGUGUCUAGUAAUGCUGCUGUCAGGAAUUACAGGAAACAAGUGGUGGAAGAGAUCAAUGGCCUGCUGAAACAUCUGGACCUGGAGGGAGAGGGAAAUGACACACGGAGGUAUGAUCUAGCACAGAAUGACUCAAUUCGUGAAAUCGAGGCAAUUAGGGGGCGUGUCUCAGUGCUGCGGGAGGAGGUCCUUCGGUAUGGUGGCACAGGACAGGGGACGGAGCUACAAGGUCUCCUCACUCACCUCGAUCAGGUGGAAACAGGCCGUAACCCCUGCAUUCGGGAGGCUCGUCGCAGGGCUGUAUUGGAAGUUCAGGCGCUCAUCACCUACCUAGACCUGCAGGAAGCCUUCGGACGUCGUAACCCAGGGCCAGAGGAGCCCCCGCCACAUGCAGCUGUGUGGCGCGUUUUAGCCAGCCUGUGUGACCUCCAAGCUCAGGUGUUGGGCUUUGACGGAAAGAGAGCUGACAAGAGUUACAUGUUACUGGAAGAGCUACUGACCAAACAACUUCUGACUCUUGAUGCUGUAGACCCUCAGGGUGACCAGGGGACAAAAGAUGCACGGAAGCAAGCUGUUAAACACGCCCAGAAUAUCCUUAGUUACCUGGAUAUGAAGACGGAUGAGUGGGAGUACUGAGACAGAAAAAGACUGCAGUAUUGGAGAGGUUUUCCUGAAUAAAGAGCAGCAAGAAAGCUUUUUUUGCCUUGUGAACAACAUAUCAGGACUUCAUAUAGCAGAUCCAUAUUCGUUUGUAUAUAACAGACUUGGUGUAUUGCUGUGGGCAGCAAGACUGUUACCCAUGAUGCACUGCAGCUGCUGCUUUUGUUGGUCCUUUACAGGUACCUGAAAACAGCCUUUCUUCUGGCAGAAGGCAACCCAAACUACUGCACAUGAAGCAUUGUUUUCAUGACAAUAAUAAUUCCAUGAUCUUUUCAGUUGAAUCUGCUAUUGAUUGGUGUGGUGUGGUGCUAAACCCUGUUUUGCUGACAUACUUUUCUUCCUGCUGUACCACAUGCCUGUGUGAAAGACAUUAAGAAUUUCAGUCUUUAUCACAGUGUGGACACAUCAGCUCUUCAUUCCUGUCCAGUUAGGGCCAUUAAGGAGCACAUUUGCUUCUGUUAUAGCCACAUCAGGUAGUUCAACUGGACAUUUGCCGAUAAUCACCCAUAAUGGAUAAGGAGGUCCAAGUUUAGUGUAAAUAGGUUUAAUUUCUUCUCUAAAUUGCACUUUCUUAAAACCUGAGCUCCUCGCAGUAUUGUUAUGAACCAAAUUUAAACAACAGCUGACCCUAGUCAUGGGAUCAACAAUACUUUCACAUCCAAUAUAUAUAUAUAUAUACACACACACACACGUUUUUCCAGUUUACAUAUAAAUAAACAUUGAAUUGUCAAAUCAAAGGAUGUUUUUUUCACAUGAAAUAAGGGAGAGAGCAAAACUGUUACUGAUUGUUUAAAGACAUAGCUGGAAAACUCAAAUUACUAACCAUAUUCUCCAGUUUUGUCAGAGUUAAUGUAUAGAAGAGUGGGCCAUGACUGUAGUGAGCCAUCAAGACGUACCCUCUUAGUAACGAAAUAGAGGACAAAAAAAAAUUGAAAUUGGUUCACAAGGUUUCUUGUCUUCUCCUUUGGUUUUGGCUGUAAGGCAAAGAGUGUCUCUGAAAGCCACCAGGGAAUAGCAGAGAGUGAAUGUGUGUGUUUGUGGUUGUUGGAGGGAAAAAAGAAGUGUGCGCUAUUUUGGUGGUGAGAGUGAUCAAAGUGGACAGGGGUGUUCUAGGACAUUUCCAUUGGAGCGGGAUAGAAAGACAGCAAGCUAUCAAACAGGCACUCAAAACUCUGCCUACGCUGACAGUUGAAUGUGACCCAAAUCUGAUUUUAUCCCUCACAUGUGAGACAGAUGUGUUUUUUUUUUUUUGGAUGACUGUUAGAACAGCAAUAGUCAUUCUGAAUCUGACAUUUUUCAAUUCUGAUUUGGGCCAGUUUCAUAUGUGGAAAUAAACUGGAUGUGUAUCUUUACUUGCAAUAUAACUUCAUGAACAGUCAGGUAAUAAUACAUUCAGUCAUUAAAUUUUACAUAAAUAUAACUCGACCUUCAUCAUAUUUGCACAUUUGAUUUAUGCUUGAAUCAUAAACCAAAAUGUAUGAAUUGCACUACAUGAAGUAUUACACAGAAAGGAACUAAAAUAUACUAUGUUUAUUGAAUGUAGUAGCACUUGCUUUUAACUGCAGCAAUUAGUGGUAAACCAAUAUGUGGUGUAUGGCUGUUAAUUAGCCUAGCUGACAUACAGCCAAUACUGGAAAUCUGAAAAUGCCCCAAAUAUCGGCCAGUAUUUAUCAGUCUAUCACUAGUAACAAUAGAAAGUGACAAUAUAAAUUAACUUUUUAAAUUGACUCAUCCCUCAUUUAGUAAAAAAACCAGUUACAGUUAGACACCUACAAUGGAAGUGAAUGGGGCCAAUCGAUAAAUGUUAAAAUACACACUGUUUUAAAAGUAUAGCCAUUAGUUGUGAAUAUUUUAUGUGCUAACUUGAUUUUAGUGUGAUAAAAUGGCUUAACGACCUUAUCUGCAUAAAGUUAUAUCCGAUAUUGCAGCUUCGUUGUAAUGACGACAUAAUGGCAGUAAACACUGUAUCUGGAAAAUGCCGUAACGCAGGUAAAUUCCUGAUUUUAUCACACUUUAAUGUUAAGAUGCGUAAUGUUUACAUUUGUGCAUAUACUUUUAAAACAGUAUUUUAACGUCAAUUCACUGGCCCCAUUCACUUCCACUGUAAGUGCCUUUUAUAAAUAAAAGGAGUCGAUAUUAUUUUUAGUGGUAAUCAACAUUAUGCCAGAAAUGCUGUCAAUUUCAGCUUGUAAUGAACCUGAAACAUUUCUUUAAUGCUAUUGUGUAGAUUUUAGAAUGGAAGUCCAAAGUUCUUUUAAUCUAUAUAUGAUAACAAAACAUGGUAAUUUUUUAAUGAUGUUUUAAUGCAAGAGUAGGAUCUUUUAUGCAUGCGGGCUAGUUUAGGAGCGUUGCCUGUUCAGACCAGUGUCUGAUAGGUCCACGCUUAACGUCAUGUGACCAACUUCACAAAAACAUCUGAUUUGAGCAGAAAAUCUGCAUUUUGGCUUGUUGUGUGAACGUAGCCUCUGCCUUUCCUCGUCUCUCUUUCUGCACACUCCCACACUGCUCUCCUUGAAGAGUCUGUUAAAACCCACAGAGACUGUUCAAGAAAUUUUUGGGGGGGUAAAUUAGAUAUUUUGGUGCUGGGGAGGAGGAGGGUUUCAGAGAGAAAACUAUCAUAGUGCACUGCAGUGUAACUUGCUUUCCUGCAAACAAUUGAUGCAAUUUAAAUGUUAAACAAAGAGAGAGAACACAAGUUGAUUGGCUAACAGAUUAUGUAUCAAAGGACCUUUCAGCUCGGUCCGUACAGUAUGUAAGCCGAUUGGCUAACAGAUAACCUAUUUAAAAGACUAUUUAGAGUUUCAUGACUGAACAUAAGGCAUUUUCACACCUGGCUCGGGACCUGGUGCAUUUUCUCCCUUAGUUCAGUUCAUUUGGACAUGUUUGAACACGGAAAUCGUACUCGCAUCCGCACAAAAACAUGUUCGAAAUGUUUACCGGUUGACACAUUUUUAUAGGUAUAUCAUUUUUACCGGUAUAUCAGUCAGGGAUGCAAACAACUCACCUUUCAGCUAAAGUCACCAUUUCUGAAGCUACUUUGCCCAAAUUGUUUGGUAAAAUGUUCUACAUUUUCCUUAUUAAAAUGACUUGUGUUAUUUUAAGCCUAAACACUUAAAAAGAAGCUUUAAAUACAACAAACAAUUCAACUGAAAAUAUGCAUUUGGAACACCUACUAUGACUUUCUCACCUUUUUCACCUCUAAUGAGUUUGCAUCCCUGAUCAAUGUGAGCUAAAUCCCGGAGUAGCGCACAAACAUUUUGACCAGUGAGGGGACAGUUUGCUUUUGUGUGACUUUUAUGAACACAGUUUUGGUCCGUUUUUAAAUGGUGCCUUGUAAAAGCAAAACUAGACCAAGAAGAAUAUGCAACAUUUUACAAUUUAAGCCCGUUUUGGAACUAAUCAAAUGAGCUACAGGUCUAAAAACGGCAGAAUCGUUUAUGGGAGUUACAACUGCAUUUUACAUCUUAAUUUACUUAAAGCACAUGCAGGGUGAUUCUCAUGGAAUCUGUCAUUUUUUUUUUUUUUUUGCAUAAAAAAUAAAGCCUACAUUUAGAACCAUGAAAUUUUUUGACUUUAUUUUCAGGACACAUUUAACACCAUUUCUUUGGUGAUUUUCAUUACUGUAACAAUAAAAUAGAAUAAUAUAAUACAAUAACACGGGAGUACUACUAUGAUGUAUAAAUACUUUAAAAUGUAUAUAUUUUAUCAUCUUUUUUCUCUUCAUGUUGCAGUAAUGAGAAUAACAUCAUGAACAUCUUUUUCACAUUGUGGUAAUAAGAAUCAGAGAGUAAAAUGUGCAUAACUGUCGUGAAAAUAAUCUUAAUGGCCCUAUAAAAAGGUGUCAUUUUCUAUAUGCAAAAUAUAAUUUCUUAUUUGUUUCUUAUCUUUAUUUUAAGUAAAAUAGGACCAGUAUAUUUUCAUUACAGGUUUUGUGAGAAUCACCCAUUUACUUUAAAUCCACAUAGUGUGUACAUAACUGAACUUAAAAUCACGGCCGCAAGACACCAAAACAUUGCUAUGCUUAUCACUGUCAACCAUCGCAACUGUUUUGGAGUGACUCCUUUAUUCUUUACACUCUGAACAAUAAUUAGGGGAUUCACUCCUGUAUUUAAAUGCAGAAGGCACUCCUAACAUUGACCAUAAUGUCCCCUUAUUAAAUUUUGAGUCUGAUAGGGGGGCAUUACUUAAGAAAUAGCUCAAUCCAAAAUUCUCUGUUAUAAGGUAAGACAUUUUUACAUUUGACGUACAGUGUAAAUUGACAUUAUUAAUUUACUACAUUAGCAGCAUUGCACCUUUUUCUUCUUUUUUAUAUUUUGCCUAUGGCAAUAAAUGUCUCUAUUAGUAGUGACAUGGCUGAUCUUUAAAGGCUGUCAGAAUUGCAAUUUGUCAUGUAUAGAACACUGGGCCAUGCAAUUUCAAUAAUUUGCUAAAGUUUUUGAGAAAAUAAAUUAGUUUUAGCAUUCCUCCCCUUGUUAAACUCAAGUUAAUAAAACAAAUAACAAAAAUACACAGCCCAUUAUACAACACCUGCAAGAUCUAGAAUGUACUGGCUGAUGUCCAUAUUUGUUUUAUACCAAAGUUGAUGCUUUCCUGUUUUUAACUUCCAUUAUCUUUACAAAAAUUGCAACUCAGUAAGUAUAAACCAGAAAAAAGAAAAACUUUAUGAAAAUUCACUCACCCUCAUGUUGUUCAAAACCAUAUGACUUACUAAGGAGAAUUUUUGAAGAACGUUGACGCUGCUUUUUUUUUUUUUCUUCUUCUUCUUUUUAAUGAUGACAGUAUCAAUUUUUGGGUGAACUAUUCCUUAAACUCAGUUCUACCUGAAAGCAUUUGGUUUUUCUUAUCUGACUAUAUGACUGGGAGAAUGUGUUUUUGUGGUGGCCUGUGAGGUUGUCUAAAUGUGUCAUGCUAUUUGAUAUGUUUGAUGCUUUGAACUCAUUUAGUCUUUGUUGAUUGUGCCAGACUUACUGUUUGUGUAUACUGUCUGUAUUAUGCUUGUUCAAAAAAAGCACAUCAAGUUUAAACUGCUGUGUGAAUGCUUUGGUCAGUGGGGUUGUUUGGUUUUUACAUGUGUACAUUGCUAAAUAAAAGAUGUUGAUCUGAAAAUAA